Molecule: messenger RNA, 1623 nt
Organism: Prunus armeniaca (apricot)
Lineage: Eukaryota; Viridiplantae; Streptophyta; Magnoliopsida; Rosales; Rosaceae
Source: the annotation of a GenBank genome assembly
AUGGUGGUGCUUAGAGAAUCUGGAGGUUGUCAACCCAUAUAUAAAGAUGCUGAUGAGGUUGUCACAUUUAAGUUUUUCCAUGGAGGUAAACUAAUGAAAAAUAGAAAGGACAGUCAGUGGUCUUAUUUAGGUGGUGAAGUCAGUUGGUUUGAUUACUGUGAGGUUGACUAUAUGUCCAUGUUAGAGCUAUUUGGAAUGGCUAAAGAUUUGGGAUAUGACGAUGGGUAUGAUGUGAGUUUUUAUGGUGAAGAGUUUGGAACUAGCAGACUCAUUCAAAUAAUAUCUGAUAGUACACUUUUAGCUUGUAUGAGCAUGGUACCUAAAAGCAAUAGCAGGGUCGUAGUUUUGUACUUGAAGGUAGUGAGCUUAACUUCAAGCCAAGUGGGGAAUGAUAGCAGUGAUAAAGAAUAUUCUUGUUCUGAGAAUGAUGAUAGCAGUGAUCCAGACUUUGAAGACAGUGACUAUGCACAGAGUGAUGAAGAGAUUGAAUUAUUGAAGAAUGAUGAUAAGUGGUUUGAAGGUUAUGUGGAUCAUAGUAUUUUUGACAAUGAUCCUAAUGCAGAGCAAAAUGAUGAGUCAGACAAUGGAGAAGAGUCACCUACACUUACCUGCCCAAAUAGUUCACAAAGUGAAGAUGAUGCAGUGGGUGAAGUAAGAAGGAAGAAGAAUAGGAUGCCAAAAGGUGAAGAUUUCAGACCUGAAAUUGAUAUGGGAAGCCCAAGUUUCAAAAUAGGUUUAAGGUUUGCAACUGCCGAGUUGUUUAGAAAAGCUGUGAGGAUAUACUCCAUUAAUUGUGGAAGGGAGUUGAUUUUUAUGAAUAAUGACCGUAACAAAAUAAGAGCAGUAUGUGAAGAGGGCUGUCCUUUUGUUAUCCAUGCUUCAAGUGUUAGUGGUAGCACUUACCUGCAGGUGAAAACCUUUAAUCCUACACAUGUUUGUAGCAAAGGGACUAAAAAUAUACAUGCUACUGCUGGCUGGUUGGCUGAAAGAUAUUCUGGGCAGUUAAGGCUCAAUCCAAAUUGGACUGCUUCUUCUUUUGUAGAGCAAGUUCACCAAGACUAUGGUUACAGACCAUCUAGAGCAACUGUGUACAGAGCAAGAGCCAUGGCAGUUGACAUUGUAGAGGGGUCUUACAGCAAACAAUAUGAAGUAUUGUGGGAAUAUUGUCAUGAGUUAAGAACCAGGAAUGUGGGAAGUACAGUUAUCAUUAAAUCUGAAAUGGAAGGUGAUAGGCCACGGUUUCAAAGAAUUUACAUCUGUCUUGCAGCCUGCAAGAAGGGGUUUUUAGAUGGUUGUAGGCCUGUGGUUUGCUUGGAUGGGUGUCAUGUCAAAGGGCCUCACCCUGGGCAAGUGCUUUCUGCAAUGGGAGUUGAUGCAAACAACGGAAUGUUUCCACUUGCCUAUGCAUAUGUAGAGAUUGAGAGCAAUUCAACAUGGCUGUGGUUUUUAGAAUUAUUGAGUGGUGAUCUCAAUAUUACGAAUAGCCAUGGUUAUGUAUUUAUGACUGACAAACAAAAAGGGUUAAUAGAUGCUGUGGAUGCUCUAUUCCCUCAGGCAGAGCAUAGACAUUGUUUGAAACAUCUAAUGGGAAUUUCUAUUUGGAACAUAGAGGUCUUGCCUUGA